Messenger RNA from Protobothrops mucrosquamatus (brown spotted pit viper), 1450 nucleotides. It is a transcript of the gene ZNHIT2, whose product is annotated as zinc finger HIT-type containing 2. NCBI's taxonomy places the organism in Eukaryota, Metazoa, Chordata, Lepidosauria, Squamata, Viperidae. Bases 1 to 1224 code for a protein of 407 amino acids. The transcript has a single exon. The record is from RefSeq and is a predicted model, not a curated record.
AUGGAGGCUCCGGGUUGCUGCGGGCUGUGCCAGGCCGAGCGGCCGCCCUACACCUGCCCGCGCUGCCACAUCCGCUUCUGCUCCGUGCCUUGCUACCGGGAGCACGACUCCUGCGCCCGGGACUUCCAGACGCGAGAGUUGGAACUUCGGCUCCGGGGCCAGCGGGGGGAUGCGGCGACCCGACGCCGCCUGAGGGAGGCCCUUCUCCGGCUGCAGGAACUACGCGAGCCCGGGGAUGCAGACCCCGAGCUAGGCCUCGACCCGCAGGCGGAAGACCUGUGGGGGCAACUAACCUCUCAGCAGCGCCAGAGGUUCCAACAACUGCUGAGCAGCGGGAAGAUUUCGGGGGUCCUGCCCCCCUGGCAGCCCUGGUGGGUCAUAGCCAGCCAGGGGCCACCCCUGGUCCAGAUGCUUGGAGCUAAGGAUGCCCAGGAUUCGCACCAGCAGCAGCAGCAGGGAGCCAAGCAAGAUCUGGAGGCUUCAUCCCAGCUUCCAAAGGAAGAGACUGUCGCAGGGGACCAGAAUCUGCCUCCUGCCCAGGAUUCCAACUCGCUACCUGCCCAGGAUUCCAACUCGCUACCUGCCCUGCCUGAUGCAAUCCGCCCCUUGAGCAACUUCACCAGCGUCCCCAUCUCCCCCCUGGUGCGCUUCCAGCUGCCCAAUGUCCUCUACGCCUACGCCUACGCGCUGUCGCUCUACAACGGAGAGGCGGACGAUGUCCAACUGCUGCCCGAAGUCUGCGAGACCCUCCUGGACCUCUCGGCCGUGCUGGGUGCCCAGCGGGUCUUCUCCUCCACGGGGGAGGCCCUGCAAGCCGCCAUGCAGGCCGUCGUGGAGAGCCGCUACCCGGAGUGCCCGCUGGGAAAGGCCGGGGCAGUGCAGGCUGUGGGUCAGAUUUUAAGGGGGGGCAGCCUGGAGAAGCGGAACCGGUUCACCCUGGCGGCCCUCGCCCACCUGUCCAGGCUGUUGGGUCAAGGCAAGCGGUGGGUGGCCCCCAAGGACCAGCCCAGGAUCUACAAGGCUAAGAAGAAAUGCGAAUUCCUGCUUUCCUGGGUGAAUGAGAACCAGGAGGAGCUCCCCUCCCUGGCUUUGGAAGUCCAGAGGGAAUACAUAGCCCAUGUGGUGGAGGCCAAGGAAGUGGGCGCGAUCACUCAGGAGCUGGAGAAGAUGUGGGGAGGGAAAGUUCCCCCUUCCAAACAGCUUCUGAUAGAAGAAUUGGACUGAAGCACAAACACACACCCCUUGCAAAGGAUCAGGUGGAAAUUGUGGGACAGGAGAGGGCCUGGGGGAGAAGAGGGCGGUGGGCUUUGGAUCGCAACACGGGGUCUCAGGACCUGAAGUCUAAACGUGAAGGUGAGAAAGGAACAGGUUAGGUUUGUUUUUCUCCUCCCCCUAAACUGGACAUGGAUUGGUGGCAACAAUGGGAGAGUUGUAAUUAAAAAUGCAAGAC